Messenger RNA from Diaporthe citri, 591 nucleotides. RefSeq lists its product as uncharacterized. The record is from RefSeq and is a predicted model, not a curated record. The transcript has 2 exons. NCBI's taxonomy places the organism in Eukaryota, Fungi, Ascomycota, Sordariomycetes, Diaporthales, Diaporthaceae. The coding region runs from base 1 to 591 and encodes 196 amino acids.
AUGACACACACGGCGACGGAGCAGCCCCCAGCCGGAGGAUGCCACGGCAAACGCCUAAUUGAAUCCCUGCGACAAGAAAUCGACUAUCACGUUUUCCCUGCUACUGUACUUCGUUUUCGCGCUCGUAAGGACCCUGAUCUGCGGUGGCAAGGUGGACCGCCAUAUUUAUCAUCUGCCUUCUUCAUCGACUACUAUCUACGGAGCUCCGCACCUGUUAUUGACCACGAGACACGUCUGGUCCGCCACACCACCAGUUACCCAGAGCCCGACUCUCUGGACGGCUGCUCAGCACGGAAAGACACAGAAAUCGUAGACAUUUACAGACCACAUAGAGCCAUGGCCAAGAAGACAAAGUUCAAGCCCACCCACUCCUCGGACCAGCCUCCAUCCAACUGGACAGCCACCCGGCCCCACAAGUACUGCGGCAGGAUGGAUGCCGCCAGCACGCGCAAGGGUAAAGCAAACAAGACACAUCACUGCGAGGCGUGCGCUGCCGUGAAGGCUCGCCUCCAGCGCCUCGACUCCAAGGCCGCCGCCGACAGGAGGGAGUCCAAGAUGACCUGGAUGGCUGGCGGUGACGAGACUUGGUAG